CUGGCUGCCUCCUCGCGUUCCCACUUCCCUCCCACGACCCACGUCCCGCCAGCACCACCACCACCAGUCGCACGCCCGUCAGUCUGCUCUCGACACGCGUGGAGGAAGGGUGCAGCCGCUCAUCCGCUCUCUCCUCCGCCUCUCCCUCGCUUCAGAGCACCCAGUUGACACUUUCUUUGACGCGUGAUUGACACCCUUCACCCGGCGUCACCCGAGAGAACUUCCGGGUGUUUGGCUCGCGCUGCUGCCCUGAUAGUGAGCCUGAUAACACCUCGCUCACUUUGACGAUAAGCGCUGAGGGCCGGCGCUAUCUCCCGCCCGCGUGUCGUCUCUGCCAGCUUAAUAAGGAUGUGACGCUCUCUUGUCUGCGGUGACCUCGAUAACUUGGGGUGGUGUGGCGUGGUGUGGCGCUGCCCUGCCUGCGACGAGCGAUAGGGAGCGGCGCUGGGCUCAAGAUAAGUGCUGUGGUGUGGACGUGUGUGUAUGUGUGUGUGUGUGUGUGCGCGCCCGUGUGUCCAGCGCUCGAGAUUGCUUGCGUGUGUGUGUGUUUCCUGUGACGGGCGGAACAGCACGUGCGAGCGACACAGCACAUGACUCGCACCCCCGCAGCGACACGUGAACUCACACAGCAACAGAGAACAGGAACAGCAGCAACAAAAGACACUCGCAAAGACAGGCUUGAGAGUGGCUGUUCGGGCCGUUGAGACUUAGAAAGGAGAGAAACAAGACACAAGUAAAACCACCAUCAUCACCAUCACCACAUCCCGGAAGACGAGAAGAUAGCAAAAAAAUAAUCAGAUAGAAGCGAUAAACAAGAAAUCGAAAAGAACGAAACCACACACAUUCCCCUUCUCUCUCUCUCUCUCUCUCUCUCUCUCUCUCUCUCUCUCUCUCUGAACGUGGUGGUAAUAGUGGUGGUGCAAGACAAACCGAAAACCUGACGCACCACAACCACAAUCAUCAACACCACCACAAACACCAACACCACCACCGCCGCCGCUAAAAUGGACCUCGCCGCCGCCCUCAGCUCCUUGCCGUGGCGGACAGGCGCCGUCUCCGCCACCUUUCAGCAGCAAAUCAUGAUGCAGAAGUUGAUUGCUCGCCUUAGACAUGCAACAGGAGACGAUGACUGGGACAGCAACGAGGAAACUUCAUCCAACGACUUGAUGACGUCACCACACUCCGACCAAUCCGCCGCAGGGGAAGGCGUUACGUCAUCACCUGUGUCCAGCCAACCAGAGAGCGGGUCAGCGGCAGAAGCGGGAGGUGGUGGUGGUGGCGGCGGCGGUGGCGGUGGUGGGGAGUUGACGGCGACGACGAGUCCAGUUGAUAAAGAUCUGAAGGAAGCCACUGACACCCCCGCCAGGAGCCUCGCGGACAGGUGCGUUAAUGAGGCAGGAAGGUGCAGCCCCGGCCGAGCAGGAGGGAGCCCACCCUCUACCUGUAAUCAGUAUAAACUAGCUGAGUGUGUCGGCCGGAGAGAAGGAAGGACGCGGCUCGCCUCCCCUCCCCUCCCGGGAUCACCGCCCCCCGCUCCCUCCCACACCGCCGCGGGAGCCGCUGCCUCCAACACUUCUGCCACCGCCGCCAGCACUACGGCGGUGAAGAGUGAGCAGCACCCCGGUGGAGGCGCCUCACCCGGCCCCAAGCUGAGCGCCGAGCCCCCCAUGAAGGAGGAGCCCGCCGAGCACUCCCCGCCCGCCCCCAGCACGCCACGGGCCCCCCAGGCGUCCCCGGGCCUCACGCCGGAGAUGGAGGCGGCGCGGCAGCAGCUCACAUCCAUGAUCCAGGGCCUGCCGCUGCUGUCCAUGCUGCCCGCCCUGCACCGCCUUGCGCCAGCCGUGGUUAGCCUGGCCUCCAGUCUUGGCAGCAUCAGCACCAACAACAGCACCAGCAGUGUGGCCCUCGGCGAUGCCACCAAUGGAGGCAGCAGCAGCGGCAGUGGCACCACCAAUGGACGGACAACGUGUGUGUGUGGCAUCCGCUUCAGCAGCCCCAGCAACCUUGAGGCUCACCGCAUGUUCUACUGCACCCACCGACCCAACCUUCACUCAGAUAAUGAGUCCACCAGCAGUAAGGACCAUCAGGCCUCCACAACGAGCUUGAGUCCACGUGGUGAUGGAGGUGCCACCACAGAUGAGGAGGAGGGAGGGCGAGUGCUGCGGUGCCCACACUGCCCCUACACCACCGCACACAAGCUGAGUCUCAACGGCCACAUGAACAUCCACACCAACCCUGAGGACGUGGCAAAGACCAGCAGUGCCUCCCACCCCCCCACUGCGACUCCUCAGGUCACCCUCACUGAGAACAGAGCCACUGACAGGUACUGCUCCGACUGUGACAUUCAGUUCUCCUCGGUGAAGACAUUCCGUGUGCACAAAGCCCACUACUGCCAGACACGCCAUGUGCUAAAGGGGGGUGGCAAGAGUCCUGCACGGGAGGAGUCAGGGCCCAUUGCUCAAGCCAACACCCUCUCAGGGAUGGUGAGUGCAGCAGCAGGGAGUGGGCAGCCCAUCUUGGCACUGCCCACCAACCCUAUCCUGCUGGUGCCCUACUCGCUGGUGGCAGGCGCUCAGCUGCUGCCUCCCCACGUCUUGCCACAGGCUGGGGCAGCGGUGGUCCUCCCCAAUGGCCAGGUGCAACCAUUGUCUCCUGGCCCCCUCCCUGGCCCUGCCCCUCCACCACUCCUGUCGCCUACAGCAGCAGCCACCCACACCCCCGCCUCAGCACCCCCAACCUCCCAUCCCCCACAGGCAUCCCCUCAGUCCAGUCCCAUCACUCCCCCCAAACACUCACCCAAAGACGACUCAAGGCUGAAGCCCGUCAGCAGUGAUGUGUGUGGGAAGAGGCGCGGGGAGGGAGAGUGUCCACUUGACCUGACCACCAAGAGGCCAAAGCUCACCAUCAAAACUGACCUUAUGAGCGAUGAGGAAAAGGAGAACCGGGAGGUCAACACACCUCAGGCCCGGUCCCCUGCCCUCAAGUCCCGUCCAGGGUCUUCCCACGGGCCAGCUGGCGAGUUUGAGGGAAAGCUUUUGGCCUCUCCACCUCAACCAUCACCCUCCAGUGAGGCUGAGGGGCAGGCAACUCCUCGCUCCCCUCGCCCCUCCUCAGCAGCCCCAACGCUUGGCUCCCCCAGAGGUCUCCCAGACUCCCCCAGACCAUCCACCUCCACUCGCUCACCCAACCAGCCACCUCAGGUUCCCACAGUUAUCCCACAGUUGCCUCCAGGGUUCCCAAACCUCUUGGCAAGUCUUGAGAACCUAGGAGGCCUGUCACUGGCCAGUCUCCAGGGCCUGCAGGGCAUGCCUCCAGAACUUGCCCUCAAGCUCCUUAACUCUGAUUUGCUCAUGAACGGCUUGGCACCCCUUGCUAACCCCCCAGUCAUAGUCAAGCAAGGCGAGGCAAAGUGUAAUGAGUGCAACAUUGUGUUCUACAAGGAGGAGAACCUUCAGGUGCACAAGAAACACUACUGUGCCGCCCGCACUGUUGCUCGAGGUGAGGACGAUCACCGGUCUGCUAGCAACAGGAGCCCUGCAGCAGCAACAGCAGGAGCUGGAGAAGGGGCAGCAGGUCCAUCUAGACGCUCCCCCAGUGCUCUCCCUGAAGUAACGUCUCCACCAGCUGCCAAAGCCUCGCCAUCAGUCAAAGACACUCCCAAGGGUAACAAGCCUCUGCUUCAGUUCAUCUGUACAGCUUGUGGCAUCAAGUUCACUUCUCCAGACAACCUCAAAGCCCACCAGACCUACUACUGUCCCAAGCGUGAGGGAGCAUCAGGAGAGGAGGGAGUCACCAAGGGCCUCUGGAGGUGUCCCCGAUGCCGGUGUGCCAUGCCGGAGACUCUGCAGGCAGCCCACCAAUGUGUGACUCCCUCCCCUGCCCCCUCCCAUGGCUGGAAGUGCCCUUGUUGCCCUGCCAUCUCCCCCACUGCAGCCGCUGCUCAAAAGCACCUCGAGACACACGCCGGCAUCAAAGGUUUCCGCUGCACUAUCUGUGGCUACCGAGGCAACACUCUGAGGGGCAUGCGUACCCACAUCAGGAUGCACUUUGAGAAAAGAACCAAUGAGCUGCAAGAAGAAAACUUUAUAUCUUGCAUCUUAGAGGAUGAUGACGGGAGUCGCAGGUCAGCGGAGAUGAGGACAAUGGCUGACCUGCCUCGUGUUAUCUUGGAGAACCCGACUCUCUCUGCCCUGCUUGCUGAGGGAGCAGCUGACUGCUCAGAGCAGCCACUUUCCUGCCACUUCUGUCCCUUUGUAACGCCGUACCGCACAAACCUGGCCAGACACUUGGCUGUGGCACACAAGGCGGGACUUGACGCCAAGCUGACUCAGGACAUUCAGGCUCUCAUCGAAGGCCACGUCAUGAACUCUGCUGCCGAGCCUCCUGCUGCCAAUGAGUCUGAGAAACAUGACCCCGUGGAGAAUGGCAACCCGGUGAGCUCACCCCCACUCCCUGCCAUCAAGCUGGAGCCAGAGGUCAAGCUGGAGGUGGAAGAGGUGGAGGAGAAAACCCGAACACCCUCCGUUCCCCUCUCUCCCGCUGAGGAGAAUUCCAAAGCAGAGGCCACAAGUAAUGGGGGCACGGCAGGCACCAAUGGGCCAGAUAUACCCAGGUACUGCAAGGCAUGUAACAUAACGUUCUCAUACAUGGAGUCCUUCCUAGCACACAAGAGGUUUUACUGCACCAAGCCAGAGUCCACCACCCCACCAGAGACAGCAGUCCAGUGACCCCCUGAGUGCUGGCCGCGGUCCCGGCACUGGCAAUGUUCAGCUGUGCAUGGUGGAGUCAAUGUCUUGCUUCCUAAUGCAUUAACUUAUUGGAAACUUGCUAAGCUUUAGUUGUACAUAGUGCUGGUGGGGUGGUGACCUAAUGCCAUAUCAGCUGUACAUACUCUCCCACUCCCAAUGGCAGUCCCCCACUAACCCUUAGCCAGUAGGAUCCAGAUGCAAAAUAUACAACAUAAAGAGAGAUUUUGAAGAACUAUUUAUAUAUAUGCUUUAUAGUCACUGUUUAACUGAGCAACUAGAUUACUACUGACAUGUAUGUUGUCUCCUCACUUCUCAAGAUCAGUCUGGCGAAGAUACAUAUCCACCACCCUGUGUUUCACCUGUUUGUUGUAUUUGCUAUAAAAAAGGAAAUGUGUGCGAGAAACAAUGACUUAAGUGUCUCCGGUGAUGACGUCUGUGGCAGAUGGGAAAAGUACAGCCUCUUGCAAGCAUUUAAACGGUUGUGUGUGUGGUUCUUAUUGUAAUGUGAUCGGUUGUGUGUUUAGAAAGAAACUGAGCUCUGGAAACUCAGAGCAGAAUACUUGCUACUAAAUGGAUCAAAAUAGAACCUGAAGAAGCAUUUUUAGAGGUUGUAUAUGAGUGAGUGAAACAUGCUGGCAAGUGAAUGGCUAUUUGUUUGAAGAAAAGUGUGAAGUGAAAGCUCAGAGCUGAGGUGUUGUGACUGAAUCCUGUGUGUUUAGAAGAAGAAUGAGAAAGGGAAGCUCUGAGCAGAAUUAUAAGGGUUUUCCGAGUGAUUGGCUAUACGUAUUUUAUGUUAAUUAAGGAAGAGACGUGUGAAUUGAAAGCUCAGAGCCAAAUGCUACUAAAGAGUCUCAUCAAUACAAACUAUGAGUGUUGUCACAGACCCACAAGAGGGGCUGACCGGGGCUGCUGGAGGCCUGGAGGCGAGGGUGGUGUCUAGUCCUGCGUGUGUUGUGCCGUCAGUGAGGAAAAAGACUCAUCAACCCCCCCCCCCCCUAAACCCCCCUUCCAGCUCCUUCCAAAUGACCACGUUAGGUUAUCACGGAAAUGAAUACUUUAAGCUAAAUGAGUGUAAAGUACUAUCUUUAAAAAACUAACAAAGGAAUUGUUUUCUUUUAUUUCUUGUUUUGUUUUAUAAGAUUUAUGUCCAUAUAAGGGUAUUUCUGCCAAGCUAAAAGCACUCAGUUUAACUUUUUCUUUCUUAUUCCGUUGUCCACAUUUUUCUUCAUAGUGCAUUAUUUUACUUCCUUUUAGGUGUGUCUUUCUCCCUAUCCUUAUUGUUAUUUAAUAAUCUCCAAAAGGAACCAAAUUUUCCAAACCUCUUAUCAUUUUUUUUUCAAUUUUACUCAGUACAGAACAACAUGUGAUAGCUCCAUGUACAUGUCUAAAUCAUAUUGUCUUGUGAGUGUUUCCUUGUGUGUGUGUGUGUGUGUGUGUGUGUGUGUGUGUGUGUGUGUGUGUGUGUGUGUGUGUGUGUGUGUGUGUUCUCUCCUUGGACAGUGUUUCUUCAAUCCUCAUGAAGGUUAUCCAAUGGCAGGGAUAUUUAGAUCAUGGAAGAGCUUAACAAGGAUUUCCAGUCGGUUGUAGUCUCCCCUUGAAGAGAGAAUGUGUGUCGCGAGAGUCUCUUAACUUCCGUUCAAUACUCAGUCUCGUUUUCCCCAACCCUGGGACCUCUAAACUCAACUCAACUCACGCGUGGUUCUUGUGGUGUCAAAGAAUGCGUGUUUUGUAUGUCUCGUCAACUUUUUGUAUUUCAGUCUCGUUAAAACUAUUCCAGAGGCUUACUUGAUCUUGUAAUUUCUUGUUUUUUCUCCUGCUUUCAUUAAUGCCUCCACUUCAAGCACUGUCACUUGUUUUGUUUCGUAAUAAUUAGUUUCUUUAAUCUUCUUACUCGUCUUGUGGAAUGUUGAAGUGAAUGGUCGACAGCAAUUUGUUAUAUACACUGGUUUUUGUGUGAAUGUUUUGUUUGUUAUCAUGGAAUAUUCUCUCUACAUUUUUGUUGUUCUCAUAACUAUACAGUCUUGUAGUCUUAUACACAUAUGUUUGUUUCAUUUCUAAGUAUACAGCCCUACUCUUGUGUUAUGUUUGUCAGUAUUCUGCCUGGACGUUAAUGUUAUUGCUUUUCUCUACCCCGUUUUCUUUUCUGAAGGAAGUUGACAUGUUACAGACCAGAGAGCAUUGCAUAUCAUCAACCCUCAAACAGUUUCAUUAAUCAGUCUUACCUUGGAUAUUCCCUAAUGUUUCACGCCUCAGCAUAUCUUGGUCUGUACUAUUUUCACCACCCUUCAGAUUGUCUCAUCUUUAUCCCUUUCUCAUAACCUCAUAGCCCUAUUUUUCUCGGCGGCCUCUGUUGAUCCUUUCUUUUUCCUCAUUUCAAUAUUCUCCGGCCUCCCCUGGAACUGUCCUAGGGUGUGAUAUAGAAGGAAUUUCUGUAUCACUGACUUGGGCAGCGUGUAUAGUCUGGCUCAAGAAGGGCUAAAGUCUUCAACAAUUUCAUCUUUUCACCCUUCGAAGUCCUCGGUUCCUUUCACAUACACCUGAAGCCCUCACAGCUCUUGCAUCCCUUCUUCAUCUUGUUACAUAUUCCUGCGCGUCUAACGUUUCUCUGCGUCUGUGUAAGGUUGGUCUGUGCCCCUUGUGUACCUCCAGCUCAGUGUGUUCCAUAGCCUUCUCUCACUGUACCAUAUCUCAUCCCUCGUCCCAACCCGUGUACUGCAUUCUGCCCCCUCUGUGUACCAUGGUUCUCUUUAGUAAAACUGAUGUCUGUU
This is a messenger RNA of Eriocheir sinensis (Chinese mitten crab), 7516 nucleotides long. RefSeq names its product zinc finger protein ush-like. The record is from RefSeq and is a predicted model, not a curated record. Gene Ontology annotation, cellular component: nucleus. Bases 1005 to 4727 code for a protein of 1240 amino acids. The transcript is spliced from 7 exons. Gene Ontology annotation, biological process: negative regulation of transcription by RNA polymerase II; heart development; cell differentiation. Gene Ontology annotation, molecular function: RNA polymerase II-specific DNA-binding transcription factor binding. NCBI's taxonomy places the organism in Eukaryota, Metazoa, Arthropoda, Malacostraca, Decapoda, Varunidae.